Aspergillus calidoustus is the source of this 435-nucleotide messenger RNA. The record is from the annotation of a GenBank genome assembly. NCBI's taxonomy places the organism in Eukaryota, Fungi, Ascomycota, Eurotiomycetes, Eurotiales, Aspergillaceae.
AUGCCUUACCAGCCUACCUACCCACGACAUCGCUACACCGUCCGAAGGAGCACUUUCUACUCCGAUAUGGAGAGACGCGCGCCACCAGAAUACGAGACCAUCGAAAUAAACGAACUUGCGCCUGUCGACACUCAGCCAUCGCGGCCAACUACCCAGGCAUCGAGAGGAGGGCCACCAGACCUUCAGGCCAGACAACGACGUACUGGAAGAAACGCACUCCCAGAGCCUGCCACUCAACCUAGACGAUGGCUGCCUGCGUUUAGAGGGUCAGAGAGAGAAUAUGGUACUGAAACUUUAGAAGACGCUCGAUGGGAGAUACGCCUUUACAUCAUCGUCAUCUAUUUCUUGCUCAUUUUUAUUGUCAUCAUGAACAUUCUCUACAAUGUCCUUUACAAUGUCUACUACGGUAGAGCAUUGCGCCGCUGCCAGAGCUAG